Molecule: messenger RNA, 5529 nt
Organism: Harmonia axyridis
Lineage: Eukaryota; Metazoa; Arthropoda; Insecta; Coleoptera; Coccinellidae
Gene: ebo
Product: exportin-6
Exons: 20
Coding region: 172-3384 (1070 amino acids)
Biological process (GO): protein export from nucleus
Molecular function (GO): nuclear export signal receptor activity
Source: RefSeq, a predicted model, not a curated record
UUCAUCGUUCCUUUGGUCUACGGUCAUCUGUAACAUGUCAGAUAAUUUGUAUUGAGGUUUUGUUGUGAUUUUUCCAAUUGUAAUGUUCCUCUCUAACAAUUUUUCCUUAGUACGCUUCUAAUUUUAGCGAUAUUAUUGUCAUGAGAAAGACUAUAUUAUAUUUUCAGCAAAAUGGAUCAAGAGAAAUACAUGGAAGCUCUAGAAAGAUUGAUGGAAGAAUUUUUCGGCCAUGCCACUGGAAAUGAAAGGAGAAACGAGAUAGAACACGAAUUCGAAGUUUUUAAAUCCAGGCCGGAUGCUUGGAUUUUAUGCUCCUAUUUCAUUGAACACUCCUCUAGUCAUUAUGUUAUUAUGUUUUCGCUAUCACAUUUAGAGUCUGUGAUAUACAAAUUGGACAAGGUUCAUUUAGGAGCUCGGAAUGAGAUCAGACAAAUAAUUCAAGGUUACCUUUUUACAUCUGCGACAAAUGCCCCGCACUUUGUUAGAGAGAAGUAUGCAAAGUUACUGGUAGAUAUAGCUAAAUUAGACUGGCCUCAUGAAUACCCAGAUUUCAUGAAUUUUAUGGAAGAGCUUUUGAAUAAACGGAAUAAAUAUAUGAUAGGUUUGAUCCUAAUGCGAAUUACAACUGAAGAAUUCAACAGCGAUUCCCCCAUAAUAGAUGCAAAAAGACAUGGAGAGUUGCAGAGACUGAUGAAGCCCUACAUUCCUAAGUUUUUAUCAUACAUCUGCCUCAUAUUGGAUGGUUUAAAUAGUAAAUCCCGCCCUCCUACCACUACUAAUACCCCUGGCACUGCCACUCCACCGCCUUCUCCUACACAUCCUGGAAUCGAAAUGGAACCAGAAAAUUUGGUAAUACCGAUAAAUCAGUUUGAUCCGCUGACUCACGGUAGAGAAGAUGAAAUGGACUUAAACCGCGAAGCUUUGAAGACGUUGCAACAUUUCUUCACUUGGGUGCCUCUACACAUGAUAAGUACCAAACUUCUCAAAUUCCUUUUUAUUGUGAUAAAUACUCCUAAUCAUUCGCAGGGAGAUAGGGAUCUGUGUUUAUUGGCCUUGUCGACAGUAAAUGAGAUUUUGUAUCGAAAAUGUUGCCCUAGAGGUUGUGAAUCUUUCUUCAUCGAUCUGUACCACUAUCUUGUGGUUGUUCUGAGAGAUUUAUCUGCUCUUUCAAUUGACAAACUAAAGAAUAUUGAACCUACGUUUGUCCAGAAGUUAGCAGAGCUGAUUAUUCUCUUCAGCCAGCAGCAUUUCUGGAGAAUUGACAAACAGGCCAAAGUUUCCAGUUUGGACUUUCUAUCGUUAUUUUAUAAUUUCACAAAUGCAUUACCUACUGCUCAAUGCUACCAUCAUUGCCUAACUGCCUGGUCAGCAGUUUUCAAGGUGGUCAUACAUCAAAAUCCCAAUGGGGAUCACAGGCAAUACGCUUCACUAUAUCAAUUUGUGUAUACCAUGUUGUUGAGAAAACUGCAGUUUAACUGUUGGGAUCAGCUCAUGUUCCUCAACAACCAAGAAGUUAACGAUGAUAAUGAAACCGAAUGGGCAUCGUACGUGAAGAUUUCGAACGAGAUCAUAGCGUUGAUGGCUGGAUUAGCCCCGAUUGAAGUCUUCUCAACGGCUUUGGUCCCUUGGAAGGACUGCUGUGAAGCGUACGAAAGAAUAAUAUUUCACAUCCGCAAAUGUAAAAACAUCGAAUACAUGGUGGAGAGCCUGGAAGAAAUGAGAAGGCUGUACUUUGCACUUAUGGAUUUCGCAACGUUAACCCAAACACUCGCCAGACUAUCUUCGAUUUUCAUCGAUCAGGACGAAGAGGAGGUUUCGAAAGACACGGAUUCCGAAAUCGAAACCAUGUUCCGCAAGCUGCUAGACUGCGCCGAAUACUCCAGUCUCUUGGCUGUUUUGGACUUGAAGUUGAAUGAUAGGGUGGCAGAAAGUCUGGUUUUGGUACACAGCGAACUGAUCGCCGCCUUGCGGACUUGGCUUUUCUGGAUGUUGCAGAAGAAUAAACUGGACGGUAAUAAGUUAAACUGGCUUGUGAGGAUUGUGGUGAAUAUACUGAUGAAAUUAUCGAAUGCACCGUACCCUAUAGCCUACUCAACGACCUGUUUGCUUCAUUCGAUAACUGACAAAGUGUCUCCGCUACUACUCUUGGAACAGAAAGCUCUAAUGGAGUACAUGAGAAUGACGUGCAUCUAUAGGCAUCCCAUUUUGAAGAUCAGAGAGUUGAUCGAUGAAUCAGUGUGCAAUACUUUUCUCGGCUUCAGCAAUGGUCCAAAUUUAUCCAAACAAGAAGUAGAACAAUUGAAACAGGUUCGUUUUCACCACCUGAACAUUUAUAUAGAUACAUUAUCGUCAGAUUUCCUUUCGUUAACCCCAACAACGGAAGAGGUGCUAGUUCGUAGAGUGUCGUCUCAAACGUUGGAAUCGUUAUCUCACAUUAUAGAUUAUUGUGGAAAAUUCUCCAACGACAGCAAGGUGACCAUAAAUAACUGCGUCAACAGCACCAUAAAGCACGCCAUGAAACUGUUCCCGGCCUACGAGAAGUUAUCGGAUGUGAGCCAGAUGAUACUGUCCUUUUUCAUCAGUGUUUUUCGUACACUUCAACAUCACAUAGGCUCUGACGGAACGAGGGAAAUCUUGGAUCUGUUCCUCAAGCAGGCCUUGCAGAACGUCGACUUGGCGUAUGUGGAGAAGUUGCUGCAACUGAUGAAGCUGGUCGUGGAAACGAACGCUAGGUCCAACCAGGAGUUUCUGCCACCCAUAGUAGGCUUGUGUUUGCACAACCUCUACCCGAUGGUGUUCAGUAUGAGCGCAGAGAAUCCGGAUGUGUAUUUGGAACUGUUGCAACUAUUUUACAGUUUGCUGGCACACCGUUGGGCGUAUUUUCAUCAAUCGCAAGUUCGUGCAGGUUAUUCUCCUUGCGUAGAAGGUGAUUCUGCUGUGGUUCCGCAAAGACCGGCCGAGUUUAAAUCGAUCCUGGAGGUGUUCGGACAGGCCCUUCUCCAAGAAGACAUCAACAUCUCCAAAUUCAGUAUUGGAGCCCUAGAGGAUCUCAACCGUCAGAGGAACCUCUACUCAAAGCCAAUUUUCAGAGAACACCUUCUACUUAACUUCUUGAACGUGUUAAUGGAGGCCUUAAUGAGUAAAGUAUACAGCUUGUUAAGCGAAGAUGUUCAAACUGCUAUAUACCACAUGUCAUUCCAUAACAAUCAAAUAUUCUUCACUACAUUCCUGCCUGAAUAUGUCUCUACUUUGGAGGGGCUGAGCCAAAACCAGCGUCAACAACUCUUGGAAGAUUUCAAAAAUGAUAGUGAUAUGCCCUCCUUCAUCAACCAUUUGAAAAAUUUCGUAAGUAAGACGCAAAAUCUGAGAAUGUGCAAUUCCUAAUCAGCAUUUGUAAUUGACUGAUUCUCUAUCCUAAGUUCUGAAUUGUAUUGUAUUAUUCUGAAGGAAUUUGUAAAUUGAUAUAUUUAUAAAAGGUUUAUAAAAGAUAACGAGUUUUACCUCUGAAAUUUUCAAAUUCCUCCUUUACUCCAUUCAUCCAAUGAUUUGUCAUCGUUUUGAACAAUUUCGACUAAAUUUCGGAAGCGGACAUACAAAGUUCCUAAAUACCGCCCUGUGCCUGAUAAAAAUCGAACCACAUAUGAGUUGAAGUGCGAAUUCUAUGGUUUAGAAAAUAAUGCGCAUGUGCAUGGCCGACUACGAAAUUUUCAAUUCGAACGCCAUUUUCGACCGCAUUUGUUUUUUGUUGAUUAUGGGUUUUUUAUGAAGAAUAUACUAUUUAUUUUGAAACUACGAGAAUAUUAUUAAUCAAGCCUUAUGUGAAAAAUAAUUUUCAUCUUGAGCCAAUAAUAUCAGAAUAACGAACGAAAUAAUAAUUCUUAUGAAUAUUGAUGUUAAGUCAAGCUGCCUUGCGAAAAACUGGAAGUUAUCAACCAUCAUUGAAAAAAGAAUGAAUAAAAAGGAAAAUAGUUGUGAAUAUUGAAAAUCAUUUUUGAACCGAUUGUGGAUUUAAUUAUAAUAAUUAUUCGAGGAGGGUUGCAGAUUCUGAUAGUAUUUCAAAAAUAGGAAAGUAUUGCCAAUAAAGCACUUAUGCAAAAAGAAACUGGAAUAAUUUUCAUGUUAUGGAAGAAAUGAAAGAAUAACGACCUGGGCGGCCACCACCGAAGGGCGAUCUCAGACUGAAAUCUAUGUGCUUUUGGGAGUCCAGCCUGACUACGAAAGAUGGUAUAUUUACCACCUGUUUCCUUACACUGAAAACACAGAUCGUGAACGCAACUUUGAGUGUUGAAUCGAGUCGUCUUAGACUUAGCUACGUUGGUCAAAAGGUCGAAUGAAAGGAAUUGAUGGAAGGGUCUUAGAGUAUGGUUCGACCUCUUUUCUGCAGUGCUUAGCGAGAAUGGCGUAUAUAAAAUUUUCACUUUUGGGGUUUUCGUUUCUAUGGAGAUUCUUGGCAGUGUAAAUGGUCCCCGGAUGGAUUUUAUGGGGUUCCGCCUUUUUCGCAGCUACCACAAUGUUCCGCCACCUCUAGCCGCUUUCAGUGCUAUAGCUUUGCCGAUACCGCUGCUGGCCCCUGUGAUGAGUAUGGUAUUUCCUGCUAGUUUUCUGAAAGAAGAACAAGAAACUGAUUAUGGAGAGAUAACAAGGAUAUGUUUCCUCGAAGUUACCCCGUAUUUAUCAUGGUUGAUUCCUCAAAUAACGGUAAGUUGAAACAAAUAUGUUGGCAAAGUCCAAAGUUUAAUUCAAUCAGUUCAAUUUCAGAGCACAUUUGGUUUGGACCUUGACAUUUGUAGAUUGAUUGUUAACCUCGAUUUCACAAUUGUGACGUACGCGGACAAAACAGCCUACGACCAUUAGAACUACUGGCGGUAUCCUUUGGAAAUAUGGCUCAGGAAAGCUCGUGGAAGACAACAUAAAAUCAAGGACAUUACUGAUCUCUUUUCUGCGUAUGAGUAGCAAAAGGAAGAUGGCCAUGCUAACGAAAAUGUUCCAGUCGGUUCGCAAUCUUCAGACUCUUGCGGACAUAUUGAAGACCUUCGUGUCCGUCAACACCAAGCUGAUGACUUAUUCGAAAAUCUCGUCAGGUUCCAAUUCUUCCUAUGAACAGUUUGUCCAGGACCAUGACAGGAUGUUGGAUCAAGAUGCCCUUGAAGAAAUGGUACUUGAUAACACAGAAUGGUUCACAACUCUAGAAGAUACCGCACAGAUAGAUAUAAUAACAAUUGAAACGGGAUCGUCAAAACCUCCAUGAAUAUCUUGUGUGAACGGCCCUCAAGGAAAGCUGUUGGUUGUGACUACCCAGGUCUCCCGAUUUCAACCCAGAUGAUAUUACCUGAAAAUCUACAGCACCCACGUUUGUCCUGCUGUUGGAAUUCAAUUUAUUUAGUAUAUUCAUUAAAUUUAACUAAAAUGUUUCUAAAAUGAACCUGAGCAAUAUCUUUGGAAUCAAAAUUCUCUUUUGUUAUAUGUCUGAAUGUUUUUUGUAAAUAAAAUAAUGUUCCCUAUUUUUUCAUCAAUAAAAUAAUGAAUUCA